UCAUUCCUACAAAAUAAUUAAUUAUUUAUGUAACAGUUAUACAACUUAAUUAUAUAAUUAUAUAUUCUAUAGAGAUAAUUACCAUUAAAAAAAAAAUCGCAAGUUGAUCGAUACUUGUAUUAAUAAAUAACAUAACCUAAAAAAAAUUAAUUUCUUCAGUUUCCAAGAAGACAAUAAACAUGAAUUUUAUUUAUUCGAAAACAAACAAAAUAAAAUGUAGAUGGGAAAUACCUUCUAAUAAUAAUUAUCGAAGUGAAAAAAAAUACUUUAUAAAACCUUUAGAUUAUUGUUUGAUAACAGUAACAAUGGACUACGAACCAUCAAAUUCAGAUGUAAUUAUAGAAGUAAACAGAGAAUACAAAAUAGUACCGGGAACAGUUGCCGUUGAAGUUUAUUCAAAUAACAAAAUAAAAUACUCUGAAGUAAUUGACCAUUGGUUUGAAAACAGCUUGAAUGUAUUUGUUCCUAACUGUAGAAAUUCAAUUGAUAGUAUCGACAGUUCCUCUGAUGAUUCAGUAGCGAUGUUGGAUGAUUCCCAUGACAGUAAUUACGUAAGAAUAAAAUGCGAAAUAAUAUGGCUGGGAUGUACAAGCGAUGAUUGUUCGUCAUGUCCAUUGGUUUCAAAUUAUUUGAAUAAAAAUAACGAGGAUGACUGGAAAAUUUUCUAUCUCGACCGUACAUUGAGUGACGUCGUAUUGAUAAUCGAUGAAGAAGAAAUACCAGCGCAUAAAUUUGUUCUUGCGGCUCAUAGUCCUGUUUUUUUGGCAAUGUUCCAAUCAAAUAUGAAAGAGGCGCGCGAAAAUAGUAUUACUAUUGAAAAUAUUGACAUUGACGUUAUGAAAGAAGUAUUGAAAUUUAUGUACACUGGAGAAAUAUCAGCUGAAGAUAAUUAUGAGCUUGCAUUGAAAUUACUGGAUAUUACAGACCGAUAUCAGAUUAUGAAAUUGAAAAAUUUUUGCGAAUCAACACUAUUUCGAUAUCUGUCAUUAAACAAUGCGAUUUAUAUUGCUAUUGAAGCCGAAAAACACAAUGCUGACACACUACGUGAGAUGGCAAUUAAAUUUAUCGUAAAAAAUAUUGACACUAUUGUUUUACUCAAUGAUUAUAAGCAACUAGGAUCCACUCAUCCAGGAUUAAUGUCUGAAAUUAUUAAUUUAUUGAAAUAAUAUGAAUUUUCAUUUAGUAAAAUAAUAAAUUGUUAAAACUCAGUUAAGAAAUUAAGAAUUAAAAUAAUAACGGCAACUUGAUAAUGUUACUCGUUAAAAAAUAUUUAAUGCGCUUUUUUACACUCAAAUAAUGUUACAGUAUUUUUUGCAUCAAAAAUUUAUAGAAAAAUUAUUAUAGCCAUAGUAACAUGAGGACAGUCUGGAAUUAUUGUACAAAUUACCGAUACUUUAGAAAUUUUUAAAAUACAUUGGACAGAAUUUACAAGGUGCAUUGUAAUUUUGACAAAGCAACAGAUAAAAUUUUUACCAACUGCAUAGUAAAAUUUAUUAGAUUAAAUCAGAACAUUUAGUAUGCAGUUGGUAUAAAUUUAAUCUGUUGCUUUGUCAAAAUUACAAUGCACCUUGUAAAUUCUGUUCGAUGUAUUUUUUAAAUUUAUACAGUAUCGGUAAUUUGUACAAUAAUUCCAUACUGUCCUCAUGUUACUAUGACUAUAGUCAUUUUUCUAUAAAUUUUUUAUACAAAAAAUACCGUAAAAUUAUCUGCGUGUAAUAAUUUGCCUAUCCUUAGUUUUAGUUUUUUGUAAUUGAUUAUAUAUUUUUUAUAACUGUUUUUCAUGUUAAUUUCGUUAAAAAAAAAUUUUGGAAAAGCGUUUUUUUAAACUUCAAAACGUGACACACUGACGAACUUUUUUUGGAUUUUUGAAAAUUCAAGGAAAAUCAAUAAGGGCCAGUUUUUUUAACCGUAUUUAUUUUUAUCCGGAUUCAAAUUAAUGUUGCUAAUAUAUUUUUAUACUAAUAAUCUAUAGAUAUACUAGCAAUAAUAAUUUAAACCUGGAUUAAAAAUAAACCCUGUUUGAAACACUGGCCCUAAAUAUCUUAAUAGUAUUUGAUAUGCUAAAAAAAAAACACAGGCAUAGUUUACGAUGACAUGUUUUUGAGUGUUUUUUAAACUUCUGAAAAUUCAAAGAAAAAAAUCAAUGAUUAACUUAAAAACUAUUAAGGCCAUUCUCAGACAGUGCCUCUCACUUUUUAAAAAUUUUCAAUAGCUUUCAACUGUCAAAUUUUUAUCAAUUAAAUAAAAAAAAAUUAAAGCAUUAAUUUAAAAAAGGACAACGUAGUCGUAAUUUCGCCGAUAUAUAGAUUUAAAAAAAACAUAUUUACGCUUGAUAUCAAUUAGGAGUUAAACAAAAUUCUUUAAAUAAAUUUUCGUAAAAUCGUCAUAUCAAUUUUAUAAUUCGAAUUUUUAAAUUAUGUUUGCUAAAAUUUAUUCAUCAAAUUUCGUUAAACUCCCAAUUGAUAUCAAUUGUAAGUAAUUUUUUUUAAAUUCUAUAUCUCAACGAAAUUACGACUACGUUGUCCUUUUUUCAAUUAAGGUUUUAAUUUUUUUUUAAUUAAUUAAUAAAAUUUUAAUACGGUUAUGACAGUUGAAAGUCAUUUUAUAUUUUUAAAAAGUGGGGGCACUGUCUGAGAAUGCCCUUAACAUAUGGUAAAAAAAAAGUUCAGAUUUAAUUUAAAAUCCGUUUUUCUGGCCGUAUUCUGCACUAAAAAAAAUGAUUAAAUUUAGCAUUUUUAAUAAAGUCUAAAAAAAGUUUACAAAAGAAUCUAAAAACGUUCACUUAUCGUAUCAAGUCAAUUGAUUUUUUCUUUGGAUUUCGCUGGCUGAUAUUUAAAAAAAGUUUGUCAUGGUGUCAGGUUUUGAAGUUUAGAAUAGUCAUCACUUUUUUCGAUCUUUUUUCACACGGGAUUUAUGUUUCAUAAAACAAAUAAAUCAAAGAAAGAUAAUAUUUUGCUAUAUUAAAAAUAUUACUACUGUUGUCUGAUACAUAAAGAAUUAUUAAAUAAUAUUUGAUAUGGGUAUAAGUAUAUUAAAUAACAAAUAAAUUUAUGACUUGAUACGAGAAAACCAUAAACUAGAGUUUAAAAAUAAUAAUUGAAAAAAUAUAUGUCUAUUAGUUUGCUCAAUAGAACUGUAAUUACUCGAGGUUAAAAAUGUUAUUGCAUAUAAAAUAUUUUUGAAAAACUAUUCAGUGGUUUCAGAAACUUAGACAUUAUUA
Microplitis mediator is the source of this 3220-nucleotide messenger RNA. RefSeq names its product TD and POZ domain-containing protein 3-like. Bases 180 to 1166 code for a protein of 328 amino acids. Gene Ontology annotation, biological process: proteasome-mediated ubiquitin-dependent protein catabolic process; regulation of proteolysis. Gene Ontology annotation, molecular function: ubiquitin protein ligase binding. The transcript has 2 exons. NCBI's taxonomy places the organism in Eukaryota, Metazoa, Arthropoda, Insecta, Hymenoptera, Braconidae. The record is from RefSeq and is a predicted model, not a curated record. Gene Ontology annotation, cellular component: cytoplasm.